GGGCGCACUCGCCGAGUCUGCAGUCACCUGCCCCGGUCCUGCGCUGCCGAUCUCCCAGGAGAGUCCUCCAGACCGCGAAGGCCGGUCGGCCGUUCACCUGCCGACGCUGUCCGGUUUUCCCGGGGCCUGGUUGGAGUUUUAGGUUUGGGACAGCCAGUCCCUGGGUUCACUUGUUUAGUUUUCCGUAACCUGAUGGAACCGAGGCCUGACGCAUUUGGGGGUAUCCGCUCCGAGUAGCACCCCAACUCGUUCCUGGAUCAUUGGUGUAUCACAUCCCUUGUCUGAGACAGGAUUUCUGACUGGAAUUCACUAUGGAGACCAGUGCCAUGGCAGAACAGGAUGUGGAAAAUGAGCUUUUGGAUUAUGAUGAAGAUGAAGAGCCCCAAGCACCCCAGGAGAGCACUCCAGCUCCCCAGAAGAAAGAUGUCAAAGGAUCUUAUGUCUCCAUUCACAGUUCUGGUUUCCGGGACUUUCUGCUGAAGCCGGAGCUCCUGAGAGCCAUAGUUGACUGUGGCUUUGAGCAUCCUUCAGAGGUCCAGCAUGAGUGUAUUCCUCAGGCCAUUCUGGGUAUGGAUGUCCUAUGCCAGGCCAAGUCUGGGAUGGGCAAGACAGCUGUGUUUGUGCUGGCCACCCUGCAGCAGAUUGAGCCCAUCAAUGGCCAGGUAUCAGUACUGGUCAUGUGCCACACGAGGGAGCUGGCCUUCCAGAUCAGCAAGGAGUAUGAGCGCUUCUCUAAGUACAUGCCCAGUGUCAAGGUAUCUGUGUUCUUUGGGGGCCUCUCCAUUAAGAAGGAUGAAGAUGUGUUGAAGAAGAACUGUCCCCAUGUUGUGGUGGGGACCCCAGGCCGGAUCCUGGCACUCGUACGGAGCAGGAGCCUCAACCUGAGGAACGUGAAGCACUUUGUGCUGGACGAAUGUGACAAGAUGCUGGAGCAGCUGGACAUGCGCCGGGAUGUGCAAGAAAUCUUUCGCCUGACACCCCAUGAGAAGCAAUGCAUGAUGUUCAGUGCCACUCUGAGCAAGGAGAUCCGGCCCGUCUGCAGGAAGUUCAUGCAGGAUCCCAUGGAGGUGUUUGUGGACGACGAGACGAAGCUCACCCUACACGGGCUACAGCAGUACUACAUCAAGCUCAAAGACAGUGAGAAGAACCGGAAGCUCUUCGACCUCCUUGAUGUCCUAGAGUUUAACCAGGUGGUGAUCUUUGUCAAGUCUGUGCAGCGUUGCAUGGCCCUGGCCCAGCUCCUAGUGGAACAGAACUUCCCAGCCAUUGCUAUUCACCGAGGCAUGCCCCAGGAGGAGCGCCUGUCCCGCUACCAGCAGUUCAAGGACUUCCAGCGGCGCAUCCUGGUGGCUACCAACUUGUUUGGCAGAGGGAUGGACAUUGAGCGAGUCAACAUCGUCUUCAACUAUGACAUGCCAGAGGACUCAGACACCUACCUUCACCGAGUAGCUCGUGCUGGUCGCUUUGGUACCAAAGGCCUGGCAGUCACUUUUGUAUCCGAUGAGAACGAUGCCAAAGUCCUCAAUGAUGUUCAGGACCGCUUUGAAGUGAAUGUGGCAGAGCUUCCAGAAGAGAUUGAUAUCUCCACGUACAUCGAACAGAGCCGAUAACUAUUAUGUGUGUGCAGCCAACCCACCUGCUGCUUCAGAUCCUCUCCCCACACGACAAAUGGGUGUAUCUUUUUAUUGUUUCAAAGCUGUAGCUGUGUAAGAAUAAACUUUUAUUGUGGA
Onychomys torridus (southern grasshopper mouse) is the source of this 1730-nucleotide messenger RNA. It is a transcript of the gene Ddx39a, whose product is annotated as DExD-box helicase 39A. Gene Ontology annotation, molecular function: RNA binding; ATP binding; RNA helicase activity. The transcript has 11 exons. The record is from RefSeq and is a predicted model, not a curated record. Lineage: Eukaryota; Metazoa; Chordata; Mammalia; Rodentia; Cricetidae. Bases 312 to 1610 code for a protein of 432 amino acids. Gene Ontology annotation, biological process: mRNA export from nucleus; mRNA splicing, via spliceosome.